UUUGUUGAGCUGCAGUUGGUAAGGAGGUCGCUGUUGCUUGCGUCCCGAUGGCCAGCAGCUCCAAACCUCUCCAGCCCGUCACUCACGUCAUUUUUGACUUGGACGGAACCCUUCUAAAUACCGAAACCCUUUACACUGAAGUGAUGAAUGAUGUGUGCGGCCACUACGGAAAACAGUUCACUUGGGAGGUGAAAUCCUCCAUCAUGGGCAGAAGGGAAGCGGAAGCUGUGGUGAUGAUUCAAAAGGCGCUGGACCUCCCCAUAAGCCCAGACCAAAUCUUGGAAGAAAGUAAGAAGAAGAAGAAAGAGUUGUUCCCCAAAUCCGUGUUUUUGCCAGGCACAGAAAAGCUCAUCCGCCAUUUGCAUCAGCACAAGAUACCCAUCGCUGUGGCUAGCAGCUCCAUUAAAGAGGCCUUUGACAUGAAAACAGGCCACCACCAGGCCAUGUUUCAAUUAUUUCACCAUAUUGUGCUGGGAGAUAACCCGGAAGUGAAGGCUGGCAAGCCAGCGCCUGAUAUUUUUCUGGUCUGCGCAAAGAAAUUUGAGCCUCCGGCCCCUCCAGAAAAGUGCCUUGUGUUUGAAGAUGCGCCCAAUGGGGUCAAGUCAGGCAUAAGUGCCGGCAUGCAAGUGGUCAUGGUUCCGGAUGAAAAGCUGGCGAAAGAGUUAACCAAAGAAGCUACCCUGGUCCUCAACUCCAUGAGUGACUUCAAGCCAGAAAUGUUCGGCUUGCCAAAAUUUCAAUAA
Molecule: messenger RNA, 743 nt
Organism: Zootoca vivipara (common lizard)
Lineage: Eukaryota; Metazoa; Chordata; Lepidosauria; Squamata; Lacertidae
Source: RefSeq, a predicted model, not a curated record